Messenger RNA from Sinocyclocheilus rhinocerous, 305 nucleotides. Its product is annotated as threonine synthase-like 2. The record is from RefSeq and is a predicted model, not a curated record. Gene Ontology annotation, biological process: 2-oxobutyrate biosynthetic process; dephosphorylation. NCBI's taxonomy places the organism in Eukaryota, Metazoa, Chordata, Actinopteri, Cypriniformes, Cyprinidae. The annotation marks the transcript as partial. Gene Ontology annotation, molecular function: pyridoxal phosphate binding. The transcript is spliced from 2 exons.
UUGUUCAUCACUGACUGUGUGCUUGUUCAGCUGCAUACAUCAUGAAGCUGAUGGGAAUCCCUCUGCGUCUCGUGGCCAUGGUCAACUCCAACGACAUCGUCCACCGCGCACUCCAGAGCGGAGAUUUCUCUAUGUCCGACUCCGUCAAGCAAACUCUUGCUCCUGCCAUCGACAUCCAGGACCCGUAUAACAUGGAACGCGUGUUCUGGCUGCUGUCUGGUCGAGAUGGAGCGAUGGUUAAGAGUUUGAUGGAGGAGUUUCAGAGGACACACAAACUUACUCUUCCUGUGUCACUCCAUCAGCAG